Haliotis rufescens (red abalone) is the source of this 3828-nucleotide messenger RNA. RefSeq names its product laccase-1-like. The record is from RefSeq and is a predicted model, not a curated record. The transcript has 10 exons. Gene Ontology annotation, cellular component: plasma membrane. Gene Ontology annotation, biological process: iron ion transport. The coding region runs from base 82 to 2067 and encodes 661 amino acids. Gene Ontology annotation, molecular function: oxidoreductase activity; copper ion binding. NCBI's taxonomy places the organism in Eukaryota, Metazoa, Mollusca, Gastropoda, Lepetellida, Haliotidae.
CACGCUCCACGUGGGACGAGGCGGGUAUAAAGGGACCCCGGUAUCCGGCUACUAUCACUCUGCUACCUCCCUCCCUGCAUCAUGGCGUCGACCCUGCAUCUUCUCCUCGCUGUGGCCACCGUAGUCUUGGGACAACAGGAGCUGCCCACGUACGAGACCCACCCCUGUAUGCGUGAGUGUGUUGAUGGCGGAUCCCCCAUGACGUGUGAGUACACGUUCACCCUGGAGUACUACAUCGUCUUGAGCAAGGCCUGCUUCGCCUGCCCUUCCAACAUCACCGACUGCUACAGACCCCACUGUGUCGCUGCUGACGGCGUCCGGAGACCGAUUAUCACCGUCAACAGAAUGCUGCCCGGCCCGGCUCUGCAUGUCUGCCAACACGACACGGUCGUUGUGAACGUCGACAAUAGAAUGGAGGGGUCUGAGAGCACCGCCAUCCACUUCCACGGAGUCUUCCAGAAGGGCUCUCCGCAUCAUGACGGCGUCCCCAUGAUCACCCAGUGCCCCAUCUCGUCUUCAUCCAGCUUCGAAUACAGGUUUAAAGCAGAUAAUCGAGGCUCCAUGUACUGGCACGCCCAUGCCGGGCUCCAACGUGCUGACGGCGUGUUUGGAGCUCUUAUCAUCCGGGAACCAGCAAAAAGUGACCCCUCAUCUCACCUUUACCAGCAUGACCUUCCGGAACACACCCUGGUCGUGCAUGACUGGCUGACCGACAUGACCAUGACACGCUACACGGAGCUGGCCCACGUGGGGGUCCUCACGUCUAAAGUCACCAUGCUUAUUAACGGUCGCGGUGCCUACCAGGAUUUCAUCCACCCCGACACCAACCAGACGGUCUACACCCCGUACUCCGUGUUCCGGGUACAGAAGGACGCCAGGUAUCGCUUCCGGGUCAUCAGCAGCGCCAUCUUGAAAUGCCCAAUCCAGAUCUCUGUCGACGACCACGACCUCACCAUGAUAGCCAGCGACGGAGUUCCGUUCGAGCCCGUCGUUGUCAGCUCAUUCGUCGUCUUCCCAGGCGAAAGGUACGACUUUAUUCUGGACGCGGACAAGGCUGUGGGGAACUACUGGAUUCGGGCUCGCGGCCUGCUCGACUGCGCAGGGGACAAGGCUAAACAGGUCGCCAUCCUCAGAUACGACAACGCCACCGAGACGGAGCCAAGUGCACCUACAGACUACGACAGCGCAAUGCGAAGCGGGAAGCUUCUGAAUCCCCUGAACGUAAAGGGGUCGCCGGACCAGAUGCCCGUGUCGUGGCUCAACGCCACCCUAGCCGAUCCUCUCAAUCUCAAGGAGAAGCCGGACAAGAAGUUCUACCUCGCGGUGGACUUCAACAAGAUUGACAACUACCGGCUCCAUCAUGAACUGUACUACCCCAUCUCAGCCACGGAGAAGGAUCUGCCCAUGCCACAAGCCAACAACAUCAACAACAAAGCACCUCCGGCACCGCUACUGACGCAGUACAACGAUGUACCGAAGGAAUUGUUUUGUACCCCAGAGAACACCAGAAACUGCAGCAACCGGUUCUGUGAGUGCAUCAACGUCAUGAAGGUCGCCCUGGACGACACGGUAGAGAUCAUCCUCAUCGACGAAGGCUCGUUCUCCAGCACCAACCACCCCUUCCAUCUGCAUGGGUACAACUUCCGGGUCGUUGCCAUGGACAAGAUUAACAUCUCCACAACUCUACAAGAGGUGAUGCAACUUGACACGGACGGCCUUAUCAGCAGGAACCUGGAGACUCCAGUCGCUAAGGACACCGUCACCAUUCCUAAUGGCGGAUACACCGUCAUCAGAUUCAAGGCCGAUAACCCAGGUUUCUGGUUGUUCCAUUGUCACGUGACAUUCCACAAUCUACUCGGUAUGGGCGUGGUCAUCCAGACAGGGGAUCUAGCCGAUAUGCCCCCCGCCCCCAAAAACUUCCCCCGGUGCGGGAACUGGCGAUACACGGGCGAGACUAACGGCGACAUGACGUUUUGUAGCUCAGGACAUCGUCUCGCAUCAUCUUGGACUGUGAUAAUAUUGUGUAUACUAAUCUGGAUGAAGAGGAGUAUACUCAAUUCCAAAUGAAACGCAAACGCAACAUAUAGAGAAGUAUGUACGUUAAGAAGAGAUGUUUCCAGUGUGUGCGACUUGAGGACAAAAUUAACAAUUAGUUAAAUGUGUUUAUUCUUAUCACGAUAUUUACGUGAUCUCAGAAAUGUACCGAUAAUCCUGCACAAGACAUUUCGAGUCAUGGAUCUAUGACGUCAUAUGUGAUGCGUUCAUGAGCGACUCGGUUCACACAAGUUCACCAGUAGGUUCGUUCGUGCAUCGACCCAAUUUAAUGGGACUUGAAAAUGAGUAAUUCUUCAUAUAUUGCCAACAUGUAUGGUAUUUGCGUUUCUUUUGUCGGUGAGUACAUCACCCACGCCUAAGGAUACAAUCAGUGUUCAAGUCUUUCACCCCAAUGUAAACAUCUAACCCUAAUCAUGUUUUUCUUAUCUUAGGAAACUGAAUAUCCCAGGCAAACUUAUACUUUGGGUAGGUAUUGUCUUUAGAACUAUUUACUCUCCAUCCCUAACUCGGUGGUGUUAAAUUUUUGAAAAGUCAAAAUACACAUUUGAUAGGGAUCACAAGAAAUCUUAACUCAAAAUUAUAUGAUCACGUUGACGUCCAUCGGUUUUUGAUGAAUUAAAAGUCACUUGAUAGCAGAAAUAGUUCGGCCUUCAAGAUAAUUUUGUCAUUUAUAACAGUAGAAACAAAAUAGCAACUUCACUCUCUUGUAAAUAACCCUGCAAGUAUGUAUAUAAUAUUACCGAGGCCAACGCGUGUCGUGCAAGUUAUGAGGUGUGCAAGCGCAAUACUUGGACUGUCAUUAAUGGGUUCUCACAAUUUCAACGGUCAGCGUAUGAGUGAUCAGUUUUAGGGAGCAGGAUCGACACCACGCCACAGAGUAUAUUUAAUAUAUCAGUCAUCAAGAACAGGUUGUCGGAGGACAUUACGUGAAAAUUAACCAAACCACUAUCGCAUUGUCGCAUUGUCGCAUUGUCGCGCAUUUUAACUCCCUUUUUACACAUUUUUUGAUGGGGCGACAAUGGGACAUAUUUGGACCUAACGUAUUACACAACAUCUAUUUCUAACAUCUAACUUUUUCAAUCAACAGAUGUUUUUGUAUCACGACUGACAAACAUUACAGAAACGUUUAUGACAUAUUCACACAAAAAGCUUUCUUUUAAACAUGAACAACCGUGAAGAUCCAGGUAGGAUAGGUCUUCAGCAACCAACGCUUGUCGUAAAAGGCGACCCUGCUUAUCGUAAGUGGCGACUAACGGGAGGUCGGCCUCUCUGACUUGGUUGAUGCAUGUCAUCGUAUCCCAUCGUAUCCGAUCGAUGCUCAUGAUGUCAAUCUCAGGAUUGCCUGGUCCAGACUCGAUUAUUACAGGCCACCGUGAUGAAGGAAGAAUAUUCCUGAGCGCGGCGUUAGAGACAAAGAAACAACAAAUUAAGACUUAAAUCAUUUUCACGCUUUUCUUACCCCAAUAACGCCCGGAGGCAAAGCUGUAAAGUCAGGGACUAACAAUUCAGGAGCAUUGCAUGUUCUACCUCAGGCAGGAACCUGUAUACAUCAUUUUACUUUAAUUGUAAUUUAGGUCUGUAAAUUAUAGAAAACAUUUACUCAGAUCUGAUUAUCUGAACAUAGCAGUGAAAGGGACGUGGGGUGUAUAAGUGAAAAGGUGAGAUGUUCUGGUCAAUCCACACACAACACCCAGACACCCGCCACGGCGUACAAUAAGAUGUCUAUAUAUACACUGUUAUGACUUGUUGUAAAUAAACUUGUUUGUUAUUGUA